This is a messenger RNA of Menidia menidia (Atlantic silverside), 1872 nucleotides long. NCBI's taxonomy places the organism in Eukaryota, Metazoa, Chordata, Actinopteri, Atheriniformes, Atherinopsidae. The record is from the annotation of a GenBank genome assembly.
AUGUCCCUGAAGGCACCAGCGGACCACCAGCUGGAGAGGGAAGAAACGUUUAUGGUCCUGGCUGAAGAUUCCACCAUGUCUCGUACCGACGAGGUUCACCGCAUGACGGAAAAUGUCUAUAAGACUUCAUCCCAGGAGGUGUCGUUUCCUGUGUUCUGUGAGAUGCAGGUUUUAAACACACCCUUGCAGACCAUCAUGGAGCAGUUCAACCCUUGCUUGCGGAACUUUGUUGCAAUGGGGAAGAACUACGAAAAGGCCCUGGCCAGGGAUGUGCUGUUCCAGAUGGCUGAGGUUCACAGACAGAUCCAAGUACAGCUAGAGGAGAUGUUGAAAUCAUUCCACAAUGAGCUUCUUUCUGAGCUUGAGAAGAAGGUGGAGCUGGAUGCUCGAUAUUUGACCGCUGCCUUGAAGAAAUACCAGGUGGAACACAAGAGCAAAGGCGAGAGUCUGGAGAAAUGCCAGGGUGAAUUAAAGAAGCUGCGGAGGAAGAGCCAGGGCAGCAAGAACCCCUCCAAAUAUGGAGAAAAGGAGAUGCAGUUUGUGGAGACCAUCAGCAGCAAGCAGACUGAGCUGGACACCUUCAUCGCCGAGGGAUACAAGACAGCCUUGUCAGAGGAACGUCGUAGGUACUGCUUCCUAGUGGAUCGACAGUGUGCUGUGGCUAAGAACAGCAGUGCGUACCAUGGCAAGGGGAAAGACCUCUUGACUCAGAAAAUUCCAGUGUGGCAACAGGCCUGCUCAGACCCUAACAGGCUGCCAGAAAGGGCCAUGCUCCUGGCCCAGCAGAUGGGCUCUGCUGCGCUUGGAGGCACAAGUCCCCUUCACACCUCCAAAUCCAACCUGGUCAUCUCAGACCCCAUCCCUGGAGCACAGCCUCUUCCUGUUCCCCCAGAGCUGGCCGUUUUCAUGGGUAGUGGUCUUGGACACCCAGCGAGGCUGAUGGGCCCUGAUGGUAUGUCCAUGGUCAAUGGGACAACAGGGGUCCAUGGAGAAGAAUACUGGACAGAUGGGGGAACAAUGCCUGUGUCCCAAGUCAGGCCUUCAUCCCCCCAGACCCAGGCGCAGGGCCAGUCUCAGGCCCAGCCUCAGAGACAGGUCAGCGACGUCUACUCCAACACUCUCCCAGUCCGUAGGCCUGCCCCUGCCAAAAAUAAAAAUCCAGUCGGAGAGACACGGACCCUGCCAAGGUCCAGUUCCAUGGCAGCAGGACUUGAAAAGAACGGGCGCUCUCGUGUCCAGGCCAUCUUUUCCCAUGCUGCAGGUGACAACAGCACCCUGCUCAGCUUCGCAGAGGGAGACGUCAUCACCCUGCUAGUGCCUGAAGCCCGCGAUGGCUGGCACUAUGGAGAGAAUGAGAAAAACAAGAUGCGUGGCUGGUUCCCAUUCUCCUACACGCGCGUUCUACCUGAAAGUGACAGCGAUAAACUCAAAGUGAACCUCCAUCAUGGGAAAAGCAGCAGCACAGGGAACCUGCUGGAGAGCGAUGCGUCUCUGCCCACACCCGACUAUGGCCUCACUGCCCGGCUGCUGGCCCAGAGCUUAGCACAGACCCGCCCACGCCCAUACAGCAUGGCAGGCUUUGGCCCACAGGUGUAUUUGGAGUUUGCAGCCUCCCUCCUGUCCGCUUAUCUCCACCUCUCCUCCUUCUGCCUCCACACACACCCCUUCUCCCCGAAUGGAAGAGGCCAGUUUCAUCCCUCCUUUCUGUCCUCUCUUCCUCCCCGGGUCCCUCCUUUCCUCCUUCUGUCCGUCCUGGGUACUGCUGCUGGUGGCGUCGGUGUGGACAGUAGCGGUUGGUGGGUGGAGGAUUGCGUUGAGCGAGAGGGCCAGAGCGGGGCCUACCUGCUCGGCAUGCAGCGAUAUGGACUCUGA